CUAAUAUUGGGGAUGGACGUACGUUAGUCGCUUCCCGCUGCACCUGGUGAGGGCCUUUACAGUUUUUCAGGUGCCCACAUACAGUAAACCACCCUCGCGGCCAGGAAGAGUGUGUCGUACUGUAGUAGUUUGUGAUAAUAGUUAUUCGAAAGAUGUUCGUCUGUUAAGUCCGUACACAACCGUCACACACAGGAGCACCUCACCUCACCUCACCUCAACUCAACUCUCCUUCGUGCACUGUUAAGACACCUCAAUAAUGGCGACCGCGUGUGAGACCCACCAGGAGGAGGUACUGGAGCAGGGUAAAGAGAACGAGUUUAAAGAGCAGCCAGGAACUACCAAAGAACCAGAGGGUAACACAGGACCUCACACACACACUUCAGGAGACCUUCUCUACGGCGUGGAGGACAUCCCGCCAUGGUACCAGUGUCUGCUCUUUGGGUUCCAGCACUUCCUUAUCUUCGUCGGUGGAACGAUAUCUACGCCUCUCAUCGUCAUUAAAUUUAUGUGUAUGGAACAGACAGACCACCAGCGAGGCGAUAUUAUCUCUUCCAUCAUUUUCGUGUCCGGCAUCGUCACCCUCCUUCAGUGUAUCUGCGGCAUCAGAUUACCCAUCAUCCAAGGAGCAAACUUCGCCUACAUCAUGCCCACCAUCACCAUUCUCAUAACGACGUUUCCUUCCUGUGAGAGUCUGGACUUAGAUAACCUGUCGGAGUCGCAGAAGCAGGAGGAAUGGCAGAUUAGGAUGAGAGAGGUCCAGGGCGCUAUCACUGUGUCCUCUGUCUUCCAGGUUAUUAUCGGCUUUACAGGUAUUUCGGGUUUUAUAAUGACGUGGAUAUCACCGCUCACCAUCGUGCCCACCAUCACCAUGCUGGGACUGUCGUUAUUUGAACUGGGAACCAAACAGGCGGCUUCACACUGGGGGAUCUCCGCUCUGAAUUUGUUGCUGCUGGUCUUGGUGUCACAGUACAUGAAGAACAUCAAGACGCCCCUCCCUGGCUACAGCUCAAACAGGGGCUUCCACAUUGCAUGGAUCCCACUCUUCACUUAUUUCCCAGUACUCUUAGUAAUGUGCAUCUCGUGGGGGCUGUGUGGAGUGUUGACCGCUGUAGACGUCCUUCCUGCAGGCUCUCUCGCUCGAACUGACUCCUCGGGUGACCUCCUCAAAAACUCUCCCUGGUUCAGACUCCCUUACCCAGGACAGUGGGGAACACCUACCGUGAGUAUGUCUGCCGUGAUCGGGCUGGCUGCGUCUGUCAUCGCCUCCAUCAUAGAAAGCAUCGGCGACUACUACUCAUGUGCCAAACUCUGCCAAACUGCAACGCCGCCUGUGCACGCUGUGAACCGCGGGGUUGGCUUCGAGGGCGUGGGUUGUGUCCUGGCUGGUAUUUUUGGCACCACUAGCGGCACUGCCUCCUACACCAGCAAUAUUGCCCUUAUAGGCGUCACUAAGGUUGCCAGUCGUCGUGUGGUUGUGGUGAGCGCAAUGAUCAUGAUAUUUGCUGGUCUGGUCAGCAAAACCGGUGCUGUGUUUGCUACCAUCCCAGUGCCUGUGUUGGGCAGCACCUUAAUGUUCAUGUUCUCUCUCAUCACUGGUGUUGGCCUCUCUUGUAUCAAGAUCAUCGACCUCAACUCCUCCAGGAACCAUUUCGUCCUCGGCUUCUCCAUAUUCAUGGGAUUAUCUCUCCCUAGCUGGCUGGCAAAGAACCCAGAUGCCAUCAAGACAGGGUCGCCAGCCGUGGACCAGUGCCUCACGACGCUUCUACAAACCUCCAUGUUUGUUGGCGGGAUGUUAGGCUUCAUACUCGACAACAGCAUUCCAGGUACGGACGAGGAGCGAGGCUUACUUCAGUGGAACUACCAUCUUGAUGCCAAGGAGCCACUCAAGCACUCAUCUGACCCAAGCGCUCGCUGCUAUGACCUACCUGGUGGCAUGAAGUUUCUCGAGAGAUGGGAUUGGCCUCGCUAUGUUCCAUUCUUGCCCAUGUUUGAAGGUUUCAGGGAAAGGAAAAAGAAGAUUAAUCCUGAAAACAUGGUAGCGACUUUACCUGAGCCCUUCCUUGAUUCAAUGUAGAGGCUACACGCAAAUUUAUCGUUAAUAAAGAUGUCAAUACAGGCACUAUUUACCAGA
Messenger RNA from Homarus americanus (American lobster), 2131 nucleotides. Its product is annotated as solute carrier family 23 member 1-like. Gene Ontology annotation, biological process: transmembrane transport. Bases 257 to 2074 code for a protein of 605 amino acids. NCBI's taxonomy places the organism in Eukaryota, Metazoa, Arthropoda, Malacostraca, Decapoda, Nephropidae. Gene Ontology annotation, cellular component: membrane. The record is from RefSeq and is a predicted model, not a curated record. Gene Ontology annotation, molecular function: transmembrane transporter activity. The transcript has 13 exons.